Tachysurus vachellii is the source of this 937-nucleotide messenger RNA. Its product is annotated as transcription factor Sox-21-A-like. Gene Ontology annotation, molecular function: RNA polymerase II cis-regulatory region sequence-specific DNA binding; DNA-binding transcription factor activity, RNA polymerase II-specific. Lineage: Eukaryota; Metazoa; Chordata; Actinopteri; Siluriformes; Bagridae. The record is from RefSeq and is a predicted model, not a curated record. The transcript has 2 exons. Gene Ontology annotation, biological process: cell differentiation; regulation of DNA-templated transcription; anatomical structure morphogenesis. Bases 191 to 880 code for a protein of 229 amino acids.
CAGAGCACCUGUCGGAAAGCAAGUCAACAUUAAGUGCCGGUUUACCUGCUGUUAUGUGCCCUGAAAGCUGGUUCCAUUCGUGGAGUGCUGAAUAAAUGGAUCUGGAAAAGGAAUACAAAGUUGUGUCACGCGCAUUUGAGGUGGUGUUUGGAACUUAAGAAGGAGGCAACCUGCCUAAAUCAGCUGGGAAAUGUCGAAACAAACGGACCAUGUAAAGCGUCCUAUGAAUGCGUUUAUGGUCUGGUCCAGAGCCCAGAGACGGAAGAUGGCACUCGAUAACCCUAAGAUGCACAAUUCUGAGAUCAGCAAACGGCUCGGAGGAGAGUGGAAACUUCUGUCAGACUCAGAGAAAAGACCCUUUAUCGACGAGGCCAAGCGUCUCCGCGCGGUUCACAUGAAGGAGCAUCCGGACUACAAAUACAGACCGCGGCGCAAACCAAAGAGCUCCGUGAAGAAGGACCGCUAUCAGUGUAAUGUGGCUUAUAACCUUGGAGAGCAGGACGCACUCAAAGGGGUAUUAACAAAUCCUGAAAAGACUGCUGCUGCUGUAGCCGCCGCCAGAAUGCUCCUCAGUCACGCUGUACCACCGACCCCUUACUCUUACCUGGACAUACACUCCAAAAUGGCAGAAUUGUCGGCGAACUCAUAUCCACACACCUCUCUGGACUAUUCCGGACGCGUUGUUGCCUUUCCUACAAUGGGGCUUGUUGGUGCCACGCACACUCACCCGUCUCCGGGCAACCCUGCCUACAUGAUGCCCUGUAACUGCCCAGUGUGGGCGACCUCUGCGCCUCAGCCUCCUCCUUUAGCUUAUGUGGUUUUGCCUGGAAUGCGCAAAACUCUGCACGAACCUUACUCAGCAUUUACCGCAGCCUUAUGAUAGACACAUCAUAUAUCUAUACCACUUUAUUGUAGUGAGCUGUAAGGACUCUUUAUA